AAAAAAAAAAAAAAAGGACCAGGAGGAGCUUCCUCCCGAAGGAAUAACAUCUCAGCCACCUGGUAACUUUUGGGGUUGGCUUGCUUUUUUUUUUUUUUUCUUUUUUUUUUUCUUUUUUUUUUGUUGUUGUUGUUGGUGUGUGGACGUUCAGGAUGAACAAAGCCGAGAAGGAAAACGAGCCGAGUGAAUUCAGCGGCAGCCACGAAGAAGAGGUCCGAACGCUCUUUGUCAGCGGGCUGCCACUCGAUAUCAAGCCACGGGAGCUUUAUCUCCUCUUCAGACCAUUUAAGGGCUAUGAAGGUUCCUUGAUAAAGCUCACCUCCAAACAGCCGGUGGGCUUUGUCAGCUUUGACAGUCGAUCAGAGGCGGAGGCUGCUAAGAAUGCCUUGAACGGGGUCCGGUUUGAUCCCGAGAUCCCACAGACCCUCCGGCUGGAGUUUGCCAAGGCCAACACCAAGAUGGCCAAGAACAAGCUGGUGGGCACUCCCAACCCCCCUCCAUCCCAGCAGAGCCCCGGCCCACAGUUCAUUAGCAGAGACCCAUAUGAGCUCACAGUGCCCGCUCUCUAUCCCAGCAGCCCAGACGUGUGGGCGUCAUACCCACUGUACCCGGCGGAGCUGUCGCCGGCCCUCCCUCCCGCUUUCACCUACCCCUCCUCGCUCCACGCUCAGAUCCGCUGGCUCCCACCUGCAGAUGGAAGUCCUCAGGGAUGGAAGUCAAGGCAGUUCUGCUGAAGUAUGUGUUCCUGAUGUGUGAUGGUGGCCCCGGCCGGCUGUGACGGGCGUCGCUGACUGCCUCUCCGCUCCAGUUUGACCCCCGGAGGACUGACUCCGGCUGCGGUAGCAGCGAGCCGUCGGCCUCAGGACACACCAGACAUCCGCCUCCAUCACACAUCGAGAAUCUGCCCCUUGCCCUCUAUUUUUUCUUUUUCCCCCCCAUAUGGUUACAGACUCCAAAUAUCCCGGCGGCGCUCUGGCUGCACCUCCACCAAAGGUACCCCCCCCUUUGUUUACAGGUAUGCAAGGAGUUGCGCAUUUAUAUGCACGGGAGUGUGGCUAAAGCGCUGCCGGAUGAUAAACAUGAGGUUAUUAUAUGACGUAUAGUCCAUAUAUCAUUCUUAUUUGUGUCAGUAGGAUUAUUAAGAGCAUGACGUUGCCCCACAAAAAAAAAAAAAAAAAAAAAAGUACUUGUUUUUUAAAAAAAGAGGUAUUUUUGUAACCAUUUUAGAAGGGUUUCAUGUUGGGCUAGAGCAGGGCAACCAUGUGUAAAUAUCACACAACAAUCGAGCAAAUUAUCAAUAAAUAUUACCUGAAUAAAGUUGUGCUAUUGUGAGGAAAAAAAUAACGUUGGAGAGAAUUGUCGUAAUAUUACAAACAAAGUCGUACGGUUACAAGAAUAAUUGUACGAUUGCGACCAAAAAGGUGUAGUAAUGUUAUGAGAAUAAAGUCGGAUUAUUUUGAGAAAAAGGUUGAAGACAAGAAGGUGAUAAAAUAUUGAGAAUAAAGUCGUCCAAUUCGAGAAAUAAGAUGUUAUUUUAGGAGAGUAAAGUCACGGUAGUCGAGAAAAUGUGUAAAUCUAGUUGUACUAAUAAUAAAUUGGAGAGAAUAGUCAGAAUAUUAUAAAAGUUGUAAUGUUACAGGUCUAAAGUCACGCAAUUAUGGUGAAAAAUAUUAAUAUUAAGAGGAAAGAAAUUGUAGUGUUAGAAGAAAAAAGUCAAAGUACAAAAAAAUUCGUAAAUGAAAAAUAAUCAUCUGAAAAUAAUGUGGUAAUAUUACCAGAAUAAAGUCAUACUAUUAAAAGAAAAAAAAAUCUUAAUAUUCAGUGGGAAAAAAACCCCAAAAAGUUCUGUUAAAAGAUUAAACUCAAGGAAAAUGUCAUAGUACUGUAGCAUUACAAUAAAAAAGCUGCUGUGUUACAAGGCUGGCGUAAUGUUAAGAGAAAAAUGUCGUAGUAUUCCUGGUGUCGUGUUGCAAAAAGUCUUUAAAAAAAAAUUAUUUUACAAAAAACGUAAUGUUACAAGACUGAAUUCCCAAUAUUACUAGAAAAAGUUAUAAUGUGCAGAGAGUAUUCAUUUUGUUGCAAAAAAAAAAGUACAAAGUUUUAAUGUAGUCGUGCUAACGUUACAACAAUGAUGAGAAAAAAACGAGCAAAAAAAUCGUCGUAUUACAAAAAGUCAGAAUCUUAACCAGAAAAGGAUAACACAUUUUGUCGCAACGUUGGUUAUGCUCGUAAUAUUAAUGUUAUAGGUUCCUAAAUUUACAAGUUUUUUUUCUUGGAAUUUUGCAACUAAUAAACUUGGGAAAAUUGCGCAUUUUCCCUCACAGUAUUACGACAUUCGAACAAAUUAUUAUUCAAAAUAUACAAUUAUUUUUUUCCCCCCGUGUCAGUGUUUUGCGCGGCGGUCCACAUCAAAUGCUAAUAGGUUGCCCACCCCCUAGCUCAACAUGAAACUCAUUUGUUUGACCUCUCGUGUUAACGCCAUUGCUUUGUUUUGUUUUGUGGCCAGCCAAUGACAAGAGAGCGCGAUACCAAAGCCGUCCUCUUUUGGCCGCGCUCUUGUCGACGUGUUUCUUUCUCGAAACCGCAAUACACGGCUAUAAUUAGCAACAGACCAAAGGCAUUUCAUUUUGUACACUGGAGCAGAGCUAGCUCGGCUAGUGCAACUUUUCUUGUUUUGACGCCUUUCAAGUCCUCAAUCUGAUUUUAUUAUUUUCUUUUUCUCAACGUUUUGGAACAGGGCGCUCACUUGAAGUCUCUUUUGUCUAUUUUUAAGCAGCCAAACUACUUUUCUUUACUGAAAUGUACAUAUUGUAGAAGGGAGCCGAGUCUGCUGUAGCAACAUCCUUCAUCGCAAAAUUCUUGUUUCCGCGACAUUUUGACGUCCAAAUUUUCCAUGUCGUAUUCUCAAUCAAUUUUCCCUGUUACGUACAAUCAUAUCUAUGAAGGCAUUGCCGGACCACACUGGAAAGAAAAUGACGGGAAUAAAGUCGGAUUAUUACCCGACAUAAAUUGCAGUGUUACGAGAAAAACAUUAUACAAGAAUAAAGUUGUUUUACGAGAAAAAGUCACAAUAUUUCUGAAAUAAAGUCCUAAGAUUACUCGGGGGGGGGGGGGGGGGGGGGGGCGGGUAGAAAAAGAUUACUUUUACGAGAAUAAACUCAUACUGUUAUCAGAAAUAAGUCGUACUUUUGUGCGGAAAAAUCACAAUGUUCCGAGAAUAGUCGUACUAUUAUGAGAAAAAAGUAGUACUAUAUUAUUUUUUUCCCCCCUCUGGUUAUAUAAUCCAACUUUAUUUUUGUUUAAAAAAAAAUUAUCUUUAGGACUUUUUUCUGGCAAUAUUACAACUGCAGCUUAGUCUUUUUUUUUUUUCCUGGAAAUAUUGUGACUUUAUUUUAGUGUUGUUUACAACUUUAUUCUGUGUAAAUUGACUUGUUUACUUUGCGAUUAGUCUGCUAACUUUAUUCUCGUUUUAUUUGUGUGGCCCGAAUACACCUUCGUACAUAUCAGACUAGUCGAUGUCUAAUAAUUAUUAAUAUGCACAAUCGUAUUUGAUUCAAGAACUAUUAUUAUUUUUUUGGUUUUAAGACAUUUUUUUUUAACACCCCAAAAUUUCUUUCAAGUAUUUAUAAAGUGUGUGCGUGUGUUUUAUGGGUGUUGUUUUCCCAAUUAUAUAAUUCAAUGUAAGUAUUAUUGUAUUGUAUAUUCAUUUGUGUGUGCGUGCUGUAUCUGACGGGUUGGAACGUACUGUACUGUAUGUACGAUAUACUGUAUAAAUACUACAUAAUUCACUGUGAAAUCCUGACAAUGACAAUAACAAAACAAAACAAAGAAAACAAAUGCCAUUGGAGUGAAUGGGUGUUUUUCUAGUAUGGUACAGUACAUGCUUGUAAAUCCCAUGUUUAUGUAUACAGUGUGGCUAGCUGCAUAUUAGGCUAGCCUUAUUUGUUUAAAAACAACAAAAAAAAGGUUUUUAUGAAAAUGUUCAAUGAAGACAUUUCAGGCCGUUUGCCAUUAAAGAUCGACAUGAUCCCAACUUGA
Molecule: messenger RNA, 4038 nt
Organism: Phyllopteryx taeniolatus (common seadragon)
Lineage: Eukaryota; Metazoa; Chordata; Actinopteri; Syngnathiformes; Syngnathidae
Product: RNA-binding protein with multiple splicing-like
Exons: 9
Coding region: 153-734 (193 amino acids)
Molecular function (GO): mRNA binding
Source: RefSeq, a predicted model, not a curated record